CGUCACUUAGAUGGACUGAGCUCCAGGUUUGAGGCUCAGUCUGCAGCCAGCAGAAGAAGAAGAGGUUCCGUGGAGGACAGGAGCGUUUGAUCCGCGUCUUUGUUUCCCUCUCCAGCGGGGCUGGGAGAACAAAAGCCGGACAAAGUAAUCAGAGGCGUGCGCUCAGGGAUAGCUUGCUUCUUACUUCAGCCUCAAUAGUCUUUGUGGUCGGGCUGUCCAUGCACCCUAGGAGGAUCCCCUAACCAUCAGCAGUCCCCCUUCCCUCCGUCGGGCUGGGAGAAACCUCAGCUCCUUCUCUUUUUAUUUAUUUGUCUGCAUCAGACCCAAGCAGCGUUCAGACUGCGCAGAUCCUCCACUGACCGAGGAGCAUCUCGCUCGCUCUCCACGUCGUCUUCUCGCCUGCAACCUCCAGCUCUGGCAGCACCGAUUGAUGUACAGGAUCCAUUCCCCCAGAUAGGCUGCAAUGUUGCGCAUCAUGGCCAACGCGCUGGCGGCGGGAUUGCUUUUCCUGGGAUUCUUGCACAGUUUGGAAAUCUCUCCGUCCAGGGCUGCCGAUGCUCCAAGAAGCUGCAGCCCAAAGCAGUUUGUGUGUAAGGACGGGGUGACGUGCAUCUCUAAAGGCUGGCGCUGCGAUCGAGAGAAGGACUGUCCAGACGGCUCUGAUGAGGAGCCUGAUAUUUGUCCACACAGCACCAUGUCCCACUGCCCGCCCAACGAGUACCAGUGUGGAGGGACGGAGCUGUGCAUCCACAUGAGCAAACUGUGCAAUGGGGUCCCAGACUGCACCGAUGGCUGGGACGAGGGAGCGCACUGCAGAGAGCAAAGAUCCAACUGCUCCAUUAAAGGUUGUCAGGAGAACUGUACCGCUACUCCAGCAGGACCCCUGUGUUACUGCAAGAAUGGAUAUGAGAUCAGCUCUGAUGGAAAGACAUGCAGAGACUUUGAUGAGUGCAGCGUUUACGGGACCUGCAGUCAGACCUGCACGAACACCGAGGGCUCUUACUUCUGCUCCUGUGUGGAGGGUUAUCUGUCCCAGCCAGACAACCGCUCCUGCAAAGCUAAAAAUGUGCCAGUGGACCGCCUGCCGGUCCUGCUGAUUGCCAAUUCCCAGAACAUCCAGGCUACCUCCCUGAGUGGCACCACUGUCCACAGCCUGCUGUCUACCAGCACCAAACAAACCACGGCCAUGGACUUCGUUUACGCCAAGGAAACGGUCUGUUGGAUUAAUGUGGGAGACUCCCCCUCAUCCACACACCUCAAAUGUGCCUCGAUCCCCAAUCUGAAGAGCUUCACAGAGGAAAGAAUCAUCAACAUCACCUUCAGUUUGCACCAUGUGGAGCAGAUGGCCAUCGACUGGCUCACAGGAAACUUCUACUUUGUGGACGAUGUGGACGACAGGAUCUUCGUGUGUGACAGGAACGGGCAGACGUGUGUCACGCUGCUGGACCAGGAGCUGUACAACCCUAAAGGCAUCGCUCUGGACCCCACCAUGGGGAAGGUCUUCUUCACCGAUUAUGGUCAGAUCCCAAAGGUGGAGCGCUGCGACAUGAACGGCCAGAACCGGACCAAACUAGUCGACAGCAAGAUCGUUUUCCCACACGGCAUCACGCUGGACCUGGUCAGCAGACUGGUGUACUGGGCCGACGCUUAUCUGGACUACAUCGAGGUGGUGGACUAUGAGGGCAAGAACCGGCACACCAUCAUCCAAGGCCUGCUGAUCGAGCAUCUGUAUGGGCUGACUGUGUUUGAAAACUACCUGUACGCCACCAACUCAGACAACGCCAACAUGCAGCCUAAAACCAGCGUGAUCCGGGUCAACCGCUUCAACAGCACAGACUACCAGGUCGUCACCAGGGUGGACAAAGGAGGAGCGCUGCACGUUUAUCACCAGAGACGACAGCCUCCAGUGCGUAGCCACGCGUGUGAGGAGGACCAGUUUGGGAAGCCUGGAGGCUGCUCGGACAUCUGUCUCCUAGGUAACGGACACAAAACCCGGACAUGCCGCUGUCGCUCCGGAUUUAGCCUGGGCAGUGAUGGCAAGUCCUGCAAAAAACCCGAGCACGAGCUCUUCCUGGUUUACGGAAAAGGUCGCCCGGGUGUCAUCAGGGGCAUGGACAUGAACGCCAAAGUACCGGACGAGUACAUGAUCCCCAUCGAGAAUCUAAUGAACCCCAGAGCUCUUGAUUUUCACUCCGAGAGCGAGUUCAUUUAUUUCGCCGACGCCACCAGCCAUUUCAUUGGGCGACAGAAGAUUGAUGGAACAGAGAGGGACACCAUUCUGAAGGAAGGGAUUCACACAGUCGAGGGCAUCGCUGUGGACUGGAUGGCCAACAACUUGUACUGGACCGACGACGGACCAAAGAAAACCAUCAGCGUGGCUCGGCUGGAAAAGGCCUCGCAGACCCGCAAAACCCUCAUCGAAGGCAAGAUGACUCAUCCUCGCGCAAUCGUGGUGGAUCCUCUUCAUGGGUGGAUGUACUGGACGGAUUGGGAGGAGGACCCUAAGGAGAGCAAGAGAGGGAAAAUCGAGCGGGCUUGGAUGGACGGCUCCAACAGAAAUGUCUUCCUGACCAGCAAGACUGUCCUUUGGCCAAACGGCCUCAGUCUGGACAUUCCUCAAGGCAUCCUCUACUGGGUGGAUGCUUACUACGACCGAAUCGAGAUGGUGUACCUCAACAGCUCCGGCCGCAAGACGGUGUACGAGGGUCAGGAGCUGAACCACGCCUUCGGCUUGUGCCACUAUAAACACUUCUUGUUCUGGAACGAGUACCGCAGCGGCAGCAUUUACAAGCUGGACACCACCACCGCCACCGCCACCCUGCUGCGCAACGAGCGGCCGCCCAUCUUUGAAAUCCGGAUGUAUGACGCGCAGCAGCAGCAAGGGUCUAAUGCGUGUCGCCUUUCCAACGGUGGCUGCAGCAGUCUGUGUCUGGCCACACCAGCAGGUAGCCAGUGCGCCUGUGCAGAGGACCAGAUACUAGACCCGACUGACAACACCAGCUGCAAAGCCAACCCGUCUUACGUACCCCCUCCUCAGUGCCAGCAGGGAGACUUUGCUUGUAAGAACAGCCGCUGCAUCCAGGAGCGCUGGAAGUGCGACGGAGACAACGACUGUCUGGACAACAGCGAUGAAGCUCCCGAGCUUUGCCACCAGCACACCUGCCCCACAGACAGAUUCAAGUGUAAGAACCACCGCUGCAUCCCUCUGCGCUGGCUGUGCGACGGGGACAACGACUGUGGGGAUGGUGAGGAUGAAUCUAACACCACCUGCUCAGCUCGCACCUGCCCGCCCAAUCAGUACUCCUGCACUAGCGGGCGCUGCAUCCCCAUUCCCUGGACGUGCGACCUGGACGACGACUGUGGCGAUCGAUCGGAUGAACCUGCCUCCUGCGCCUACCCCACCUGUUUCCCCCUCACACAGUUCACCUGCAACAACGGGCGCUGCAUCAACAUUAACUGGCGCUGUGAUAACGAAAAGGAUUGUGAGGACGACUCUGAUGAGUUGAAUUGUCCAAAGCCGACCGAUAACGACUGUGGGGACAACAGUGACGAGACGGGCUGCAGCCACUCCUGCUCCAGCGCUCAGUUCAAGUGUAACAGUGGCCGCUGCAUCCCAGAUUACUGGACGUGUGAUGGAGACAACGACUGUGGGGACUACAGCGAUGAGACACACGCCAACUGCACCAAUCAGACCACACGUCCGCCUGGUGGUUGUCAUACAGAUGAGUUUCAGUGUCGAAUGGACAGCCUCUGCAUCCCUCAGCGUUGGCGCUGUGACGGGGACACGGACUGCAUGGACAUGAGUGAUGAGAAGAACUGCGAGGGCAUCAUUACCACCACCUGUGAUCCAGCACUCAAGUUUACUUGCAGAGACACUGGUCGGUGCAUCAAUAAAGCCUGGAUUUGUGACGGCGACAGCGACUGUGAGGACAACUCGGACGAGGACAACUGUAAUAAUCUGGUCUGUAAGCUCUCUCAUCACAUGUGUGCCAACAACUCCACCAUCUGUCUGCCUGCGGAGAAGCUCUGCGAUGGCACCGACGACUGCCCAGAUGGUUCUGAUGAGACACUCUGUGAUCUGUGCUCUGUGAACAAUGGCGAGUGCAGCCAUAACUGCACCGUGGCCCCCGGUGAGGGUGUGGUCUGUUCCUGCCCGCUGGGCAUGGAGCUGGGGUCCAACAACAAGACCUGUCAGAUCCAAAGCUUCUGCGCAAAACACCUGAAGUGCAGUCAGCGCUGCGAGCAGGACAAGUUCAGCGUGAAGUGCUCGUGUUACGAAGGAUGGGAGCUGGAGCCCGACAUGGAAAGCUGUAAAAGCACGGACCCAUUCAAGCCCUUCAUCAUUUUCUCAAACCGUCACGAGAUCCGUCGCAUCGAUCUAAACAAGGGAGAGUUCAGCGUGCUGGUACCAGGCCUCAGAAACACCAUCGCCCUGGACUUCCAUCUGAACCAGAGCUCCCUCUACUGGACCGACGUGGUGGAAGAUAAGAUCUACCGCGGGAAGCUGUCCGAGAACGGUGCAUUAACCAGCUUUGAUGUGGUAAUCCAGUACGGGCUGGCUACACCCGAGGGCCUGGCAGUGGACUGGAUAGCGGGAAAUAUUUACUGGGUGGAAAGUAACCUGGAUCAGAUCGAAGUGGCCAAGUUGGACGGCACCAUGAGGACCACUCUGCUGGCGGGGCACGUGGAACACCCUCGAGCUAUUGCUCUCGACCCACGGGACGGGAUCCUUUUCUGGACAGAUUGGGACGCCAGUUUGCCGAGGAUCGAGGCUGCAUCCAUGAGCGGAGAGGGCAGAAAGACCAUCCAUAAGGAGACAGGCAGCGGGGGCUGGCCAAACGGGCUCACUGUGGAUUAUCUAGAGCGGAGAAUCCUCUGGAUCGAUGCCAGGUCUGAUGCCAUUUAUUCAGCUAAGUAUGACGGCUCUGGGCUGAUCCAGGUUCUGAAAGGCCACGAGUAUCUCUCCCAUCCGUUUGCCGUCACCAUGUAUGGAGGAGAGGUUUACUGGACCGACUGGAGGACCAACACGCUGGCCAAGGCCAACAAGUGGACCGGGAGUAACGUCACAGUGGUCCAGAGAACCAACACGCAACCUUUUGACCUGCAGGUGUAUCACCCAUCCAGACAGCCACAGGCUCCUAACCCCUGUGCAGCCAGAGACGGCAAAAAGCCGUGCUCUCACCUCUGCCUCAUCAACUACAACCAGACGUUUUCCUGCGCUUGUCCUCACCUCAUGAAGCUGGGCCCUGACAAACAAACCUGUUAUGAGUCGCGACAGUUUUUACUGUAUGCUCGACAAAUAGAGAUCAGAGGAGUGGACAUCGACAACCCGUACUACAAUUACAUCAUCUCCUUCACCGUGCCGGACAUCGACAACGUGACCGUGGUCGACUACGAUGCUCUGGAGCACCGGAUCUACUGGUCCGACGUGCGAACUCAGACCAUCAAGAGAGCUUUCAUCAAUGGGACUGGGGUAGAGACGGUGGUGUCUGCUGAUCUACCCAACACACACGGUCUGGCAGUGGACUGGGUGUCCAGGAAUCUGUUCUGGACCAGUUAUGAUGCCAAUAAAAAACAGAUUAAUGUCGCCAGACUGGACGGAUCGUUCAAGAACGCUGUUAUCCAGGGUCUGGACAAACCACAGUGUCUGGUACUGCAUCCAAUCCUGGGGAAGUUGUACUGGACAGAUGGGGACGACAUCAGCACGGCCAACACAGACGGCAGCAACCGCAGCGUCCUCUUCACCAACCAGAGAGGCCCUGUUGGUCUUUCUAUUGACUUUGAUGAGGAAAAGCUGUACUGGGUCAGCUCAGGGAACGGCACCAUCAGCCGCUGCAGACUGGACGGUUCUGGGCUGGAGGUGCUUGAAGGGGCGAAGGGGAAGUUGACCAAAGCUGUGGCUCUCGCCAUCAUGGGAGAUAAGCUGUGGUGGGCUGACCAGGGCACUGAUCAGAUCGGAACAUGUGACAAGAAAGAUGGCGGCAACUGGAAAGUCCUGAGGAACAGCAUUUCUCCCAUGAUGCACAUGAAGAUCUACAAUGAAACCGUGCAGACAGGCACCAACCUGUGCAGUAAUAACAAUGGCGACUGCUCCCAGCUGUGCCUCCCCACCUCUCCGAAUACCCGAGCGUGCAUGUGCACUGCAGGAUACAGCCUGCAGAGCGGGCAGCAGUCCUGCGAGGGUGUGGGCUCUUUCCUCCUGUAUUCGGUGCACGAGGGGAUUCGUGGUAUCCCUCUGGACCCUUCAGACAAGUCUGAUGCCCUGGUACCGGUUUCUGGCACCUCCCUAGCUGUGGGCAUAGAUUUCCAUGCUGACAAUGACACGAUCUACUGGGUGGAUAUGGGCCUGAGCACCAUCAGCAGGGCCAAGAGAGACCAGACGUGGAGAGAAGACGUGGUCACAAACGGUAUUGGUCGAGUAGAAGGCAUCGCUGUCGACUGGAUAGCCGGAAACAUCUACUGGACCGACCAGGGCUUUGACGUCAUUGAGGUGGCCCGACUGAACGGUUCCUUUCGUUAUGUGGUGAUCUCCCAGGGCCUGGACAAGCCUCGCGCCAUCGCCGUGCAUCCGGAGAAAGGCUACCUGUUCUGGACCGAGUGGGGCCAGUACCCCCGCAUCGAACGGUCUCGCCUGGACGGCUCGCAGAGAGCCGUUCUGGUUAACGUCAGUAUCAGCUGGCCCAACGGGAUCUCUAUUGACUAUGAGGAGGGUCUGCUUUACUGGUGUGACGCCCGGACAGACAAGAUUGAGCGCAUUAACCUGGAGACGGGUGAAAACAGGGAGGUGGUGCUGGCCAGCAACAACAUGGACAUGUUCUCCGUGUCUGUGUUUGAGAACUACAUCUACUGGAGCGACAGGACGCAUGCUAAUGGAUCCAUUAAGAGAGGCAGCAAGGACAACGCCACUGACUCGGUCUCACUGAGGACCGGCAUCGGGGUGCAGCUCAAAGACAUCAAGGUUUUCAACAGGGCCAGGCAGCGAGGAACGAAUGUGUGCAAAGACAAAAACGGCGGGUGCGAGCAGCUCUGUCUCUACCGAGGCAACGGGCAGCGUACGUGCGCCUGCGCUCACGGCAUGCUGGCUGAGGAUGCUAGCGGUUGCCGGGACUACGACGGGUACCUCCUCUACUCGGAGCGCACCAUCCUCAAGAGCAUCCACCUGUCGGACGAGAACAACCUCAACGCGCCCAUAAAGCCAUUUGAGGAUCCCGAGCACAUGAAGAACAUCAUCGCCCUCACGUUUGAUUACAGAGGAGGAGGAGGAAGAGGAGCCAACCGCAUUUUCUUCAGUGACAUCCAUUUUGGAAACAUCCAGCAGAUCAGCGACGACGGAUCCGACCGCAAGACUAUAGUGGAAAAUGUGGGCUCUGUGGAGGGUUUGGCAUACCACAGGGGCUGGGAUAUGUUGUACUGGACCAGUUACACCACCUCAACCAUCACACGCCACACUGUGGAUCAGAACUUCUGGGGGGCCGUUGACCGGAACACCGUGGUCACCAUGUCCGGAGAUGACCACCCGAGGGCCUUUGUGCUGGACGAGUGUCAGAGCUUGAUGUUUUGGACCAACUGGAACGAACAGACUCCCAGUAUCAUGCGUGCCACUCUGAGUGGCUCCAACGUCCUGGUGAUCAUCGGGACGGACAUCAGGACCCCCAACGGCUUGGCCAUCGACCACCGCGCGGAGAAACUUUACUUCUCAGACGCAACACUUGAUAAGAUUGAGCGCUGCGAGUACGAUGGCAGUCGGCGACGCGUGGUGUUGAAGAACGAGCCGGUCCAUCCGUUCGGCCUGGCCGUGUACGGAGACUACAUCUUCUGGACCGACUGGGUCCGGAGGGCCGUGCUUCGGGCCGACAAAUACACAGGGGGCGACAUGAAGGUGUUGCGGGCCGACAUCCCCCAGCAGCCGAUGGGUAUCGUUGCUGUGGCCAAUGACACUAACAACUGUGAGUUCUCUCAGUGUCGCGUCAACAACGGAGGAUGUCAGGACCUGUGUCUGCUGACCUCCGAGGGAAGGGUGACCUGCAGUUGUCGCGGUGAUCGGAAUCUUUUGGAAGACAACACCUGCACCGCCAUCAACUCUACGUGCAACAGCAUUGAUGAGUUUGAGUGUGGAAAUGGAGACUGCAUCAACUACACGCUGACAUGUGACGGCAAGGCCCACUGUAAGGACAAGUCAGAUGAGAAGCAGUCGUACUGUGCCAACCGUGUGUGUAAGAAGGGCUACAGACGGUGUGUGAACGGCCGCUGUGUGGCUCACAGAUACUGGUGCAACGGGCGGGACGACUGUGGGGACAGCUCUGAUGAAGUCUUCUGUAACACCACGCUCUGCUCAGCCAAUCAGUUCCAGUGCAGAGAUGGAGGUUGCAUCACCAACUCCAGCAAGUGCAACCAGAAAGUGGACUGUGAGGAUGCGAGCGAUGAGAUGAACUGUCCUGCCACAGACUGUUCGUCCUACUUCCACCUGGGGGUAAAGGGGGUGCUGUUUCAGAAGUGUGAGUUCACCACCCUCUGCUACGCACCUUCCUGGCACUGCGAUGGAGCCAACGACUGCGGAGAUUUCUCUGAUGAAAGAAACUGCUCAGCAAUCGGGGAAUCAAAGUGUGCCUCUCCGUUCUUUGCCUGUCCGAGCGGCCGCUGCAUCCCCAUGAGUUGGACUUGUGAUGAGGAGAACGACUGUGAGAAUGGAGCAGAUGAAACUCACUGUGAUAAAGUGUGCUCAGCAUCACAGUUUGAGUGUAGGAACCACCGCUGCAUUCCUAGCCGCUGGGUGUGUGACGGGGCGGACGACUGUGGUGACGGCAGCGACGAGGACAACAAGUGCAAGAGUAAAACCUGCAGCCCUGAGGCGUUCCAUUGUCCUGGAUCCCACGUUUGUAUUCCUCAAAACUGGAAGUGCGAUGGCGACAAAGACUGUCCUGAUGGAGCCGAUGAGAGCGUCAAAGUCGGCUGUGUGUUCAACGACACAUGCAGCAGCGAUGAGUUCAUGUGUCAGGACCGACGGUGUAUCCCCCGCCACUUUGUGUGUGACCAUGACAGAGACUGCAGCGAUGGCUCUGAUGAGUCCCAGGAGUGUUUCUAUCCAACAUGUGGACCCAACCAUUUCCGCUGUGAGAACGGACGCUGUCUCAUGCAGAAAUCCUGGGAGUGUGAUGGAGAGUUCGACUGCCACGAUCACUCAGAUGAAGCACCAAAAAAUCCUCACUGCAACAGCCCAGAGAAUCGGUGCAAUGACACUGCGUACACGUGCAAUAAUGGAAACUGCAUCAACGAGACUCUGCUCUGUGACCAUAAGGACGACUGUGGAGACGGCUCUGAUGAGCUCAACUGUUUUAUCAACGAGUGUCUGAACAGCAAACUGAGCGGCUGCUCUCAGCUGUGUGAGGACCUUAAAACAAGCUUUAAGUGCAGAUGCCACCCUGGCUUCCGUCUCAAAGAUGAUGGGAAGACAUGUGUGGACAUAGAUGAAUGCACAACCACCUACCCGUGCACGCAGCGCUGCAUCAACACACACGGCAGCUUCCACUGUCUGUGUGUAGAUGGUUUCCAGCUCAGUCCUGAAAACCCAACGAUAUGCAAAUCCGUUUCAGACGAGGAGCCUUUCCUCAUCUUCGCUAACCGUUAUUACCUGAGGAAGCUCAACUUAGACGGCUCUAACUACACACUGCUCAAACAGGGUUUAAACAACGCCGUGGCUCUGGACUUCCACUAUCAGGAACAGAUGAUUUAUUGGACAGAUGUGAACACGCAGGGCAGCAUGAUCCGACGGAUGCACAUCAAUGGCAGUAAUGUCCAGGUUCUUCAUCGAACGUUACUUAGCAACCCCGACGGUCUGGCGGUGGACUGGGUGGGAGGAAACCUGUACUGGUGCGAUAAGGGACGAGACACCAUUGAAGUGUCGAAGCUGAAUGGAGCGUACCGAACCGUUCUGGUCAACAACGGUCUGAAGGAACCUCGGGCUAUAGCUGUGGACGUACGCUACGGGUACUUGUACUGGUCCGACUGGGGUGACACUCCUCACAUUGGGAGGAUCGGGAUGGACGGUACCAACAGGAGUGUCGUCGUACAAGACAAGCUCACCUGGCCCAACGGACUGACCCUGGACUUUAUCAACGACCGCAUCUACUGGGCCGACGCUCGGGAGGACUACAUCGCCUUCACCAGCAUGGACGGAACCAAUCGACAUACAGUCCUGACUGAGGACAUCCCUCACAUCUUCGCCAUGACGCUGUUCGAGGAGUACAUCUACUGGACUGACUGGGAGACAAAGUCCAUCAAUAGAGCUCAUAAGACUUUGGGGACAAACAAGUCCAUGCUGAUCAGCACCCUGCACAGACCAAUGGACAUCCACGUGUACCACCCAUACCGCCAGCCUGAAGUGGCAGGCCAUCCAUGUCAGAUAAACAACGGAGGCUGCAGCAAUUUGUGUUUGCUCUCACCUGGCGGGGGCUUCAAGUGUGCAUGCCCCACUAACUUCUACCUGGGAGCUGAUGGGAAGCAGUGCCUGUCCAACUGCACGGCGAGUCAGUUUGUUUGCAAAAAUGACAAGUGCAUUCCAUUUUGGUGGAAGUGCGACACGGAGGACGACUGUGGGGAUCGGUCGGAUGAGCCUGCUGAUUGCCCCGACUUUAAGUGCAAACCGGGUCAGUUCCAGUGUGGCACCGGGAUCUGCACCAACCCCGCCUACAUCUGUGAUGGAGACAACGACUGCCAGGACAACUCGGACGAAGCCAACUGUGAUAUCCACGUGUGCCUUCCGAGUCAGUUUAAGUGUUCCCAUCCUAAUCGCUGCAUCCCCGGAAUCUUCCGUUGCAACGGGCAGGACAACUGCGGAGAUGGAGAAGACGAGAAGGACUGCCCCGAGGUCACGUGCGCCCCCAACCAGUUCCAGUGUACCAUGAGCAAACGCUGCAUCCCGCGGGUGUGGGUGUGCGACCGGGACAACGACUGCAUGGACGGUUCUGACGAACCCGCCAACUGCACUCAGAUGACGUGCAGCAUGGACGAGUUCCGCUGUAAGGACUCGGGACGCUGCAUCCCGAACCUCUGGAAGUGCGAUGGUGAAUCAGACUGUGGAGACGACUCAGACGAGCCCAAGGAGGAGUGUGAUGAGCGGACGUGUGAGCCGUACCAGUUCCGGUGCAAAAACAACCGCUGCGUUCCCGGCCGCUGGCAGUGUGACUACGACAACGACUGUGGGGAUAACUCUGAUGAGGAGAAGUGUGUGCCUCGACAGUGUUCAGAGAGCGAGUUCGCAUGCACAAACGGCCGCUGCAUCGCCGGGCGCUGGAAGUGUGACGGCGACCACGACUGUGCUGAUGGCUCCGAUGAGAUUGGUUGUGAUGUGAAGUGUGACAGCGACCAGUUCCAGUGUAAAAACGGUCACUGCAUCACCAUCCGCUGGCGCUGCGACGCAGACGUUGACUGCAUGGAUGGCAGUGAUGAGGAGAGAUGUGACACAGUAAGCAGACACUGCCCCCAGCACGAGUUCCAGUGUAACAACUCCCUCUGCAAACCUCUCCACUGGACGUGUGACGGCGAGGACGACUGUGGAGACAACUCUGACGAGAGCCCAGAGCUGUGUGUGAAUUUCCAGUGUCCACCCACGAGACAGUUCCGCUGUCACAACGACAGGGUGUGUCUGCCGGUGUCAAAGCGCUGCGACGGGGUGGACAACUGUGGGGACAACAGCGAUGAGCUCCUCUGUCCAACGUCUCCUUUAACGCCAACGUGUCAGAAGAACGAAUCUCGGUGCUCUAACGGUCGCUGCAUCAGCACCGAUCUCUUCUGUGACCACUUCAACGACUGCGAGGACUACGGCUCUGACGAGAUCAGCUGCAGUAGGAAAGGACCAAACCAGUGCAGCAGUAACGUGACGAUGUGUGGGGAUGAAGACAAAGCUCACUGCGUCAUCAACGGCACCGUCUCCUUCUGCUCUUGCAAACCCGGCUUCAUGGCCAAGGGACAGAAAACGUGUGAAGAUAAGAACGAGUGUAAACAGUUUGGAGUGUGUUCCCACAUCUGCAACAACACAAAGGGUUCCUACAAGUGCAGCUGCCAAAAGUAUUUCAGCAGAAUAAAUAACACCUGCAAGGCUGAUGCUCAGGGACACGCGCUGUACAUCGGUGAUGACAAUGAGAUCCGCAGCCUGGACCCUUUCUUGCCAAACUGGCGCUACGAGCAGGUCUUCCAGGGUGAUGCCAACAUGCGCAUUGACGCCAUGGACCUGCACGUGAAAACCAAUCGCCUUUACUGGACCAACUGGCACACCGGGCAUAUUUCCUCCUACGACUUGCUUUUUUCGUCAUCGUCUUCCUCCCAAAACUCUAACCGUAACGGACGGCAGGGCGUCUCCCGGGUCGUCAACCUUGAGAUCCCAGAUCUGAAGAUGCCUAGAGGCAUCGCUGUGGACUGGGUGGCUGGGAACCUGUACUGGACCGAUUCUGGCAGAGAUGUCAUUGAGGUGGCACAGAUAAGUGGCGGCCGCCAUCGCAAAACCCUGAUCUCUGGCAUGAUCGAUGAGCCCUAUGCUAUUGUAGUGGACCCCCAAAGAGGGAAAAUGUACUGGGCGGACUGGGGCAACCACCCUAAGAUCGAAACAGCUGCUAUGGACGGAACCAUGAGAGAGAUGCUAGUCGAAGAAAACAUCCAGUGGCCAACAGGUCUGGCUGUGGACUACUUUAACGAGCGUCUUUACUGGGCCGACGCCAAGCUGUCCCUGAUCUGCAGCGUGAAGCUGGACGGCAGUGAUGCAGUCGUUGCUGUUAACACCUUGAAAAACAAGCUCCUUCACCCGUUCAGCAUCGAUAUCUUUGAGGACACCAUCUACGGCGUUACCUACUUGAACAACUACGUCUUCAGAGUGGAUAAGUUCGGUAGAGGUCCGGUUGAGAACCUGGCGACUGGAAUGAACCACGCCACGGACCUGGUUUUACACCAUCGAUAUAAACAACCUGAUGUGACUAAUCCCUGCGACAGGAAGAAGUGCGAGUGGCUCUGUCUGCUCAGCCCCAGCGGACCCGUCUGUACCUGUCCCAAUGGACGCACGCUGGACAACGGCACUUGCGUGGAGCUGCCUCCUCCCACCUUGUCCCCCAUCUCUCCUCCCAGUGGUACCUGCUUCCUCCAGUGUCUGAACGGGGGCAGCUGCUUCCUAAACGCACGCAAACAACCAAAGUGUCGCUGCCAGCCAAAUUACAGAGGAGAUCGAUGUGAGACUGAUCAGUGCAAAGACUACUGCAGGAACGGAGGGAUCUGCACUCCUUCUCCUACAGGCUCUCCUACCUGUCGAUGCCUGACGGGCUUCACCGGUCCAAACUGUAACCUGCACACCUGUAAGGAUUACUGCAAGAACAGAGGCAACUGCACUGUGAGUGCUGGAAACCAGCCGACGUGUCGAUGCCCUCCGGACUUCCUCGGGGACAAGUGCCAGUACCGAAGCUGUGAAGGCCACUGCCUGAAUGGCGGCACGUGUCUUCAGAGUGAAAACGACUCUAAGUCGUGCCGCUGUCUGCCUCAGUUCAGCGGUGCCACGUGUGAGAUCGACAGGUGUCACUACUGUCGGGACGGCGAAUGCAUCCCCAGCAACGGUUUCUCAUCUACGGGGGAGUUCAAAUGCCGCUGCAAAAAUGGCAGAAUCCAGCCCAGCUGUUACACAUGUGAUACAAACGAGUACUGUGCUAACGGGCAGUGCUCUAUCAGCCCCAUUACUCACCUUCCAGAGUGCAGAUGCUCCCCGGGCUGGACGGGGUACCGCUGUGAGUCUGUGUCCAUCAGCGAUGAAAGCUCGGCUUCUAGUGGACCUACCAUUGUGAUCACCGUGUUGAUCCUGGUGAUCCUGGUUCUCCUCGCCGUGGGGGCUAUGUGGUGGUACAGGAGAAGAAUGAGAGGGUCUAGCCGGCCCGGAAAAACCGGCUCCAAACGCUUGCGGGCCAAGGGCUUCCAGCACCAAAGGAUGACCAACGGGGCCAUGAACGUGGAGAUCGGGAACCCAGCGUACAAGGUCUACGAGGGCGAACCCGAUGAUGACGCAGGGGAGCUGCUGGACACAGACUUCACUUUGGACCCAGACAAGCCCACCAACUUCACAAACCCCGUAUACGCCACUCUAUACAUGGGAGCUCACAACAGCCGCAACUCUCUGGCUAGCACAGACGAGAAGAAGGAGCUGCUAUCGCGUGGAGAUGAGGAGCCCCUCGUGGACCCUCUGGCAUAGACUGUCCAUUAACUGGAUCAUAAUAAUCCAAAACACUCCCCUCCUCUUGCCUUUUAAAGAAAAACUACAAAAUUAUCAACAAAAAGCGUGAGACAAAUUGCUUAAGUGUGAACACUGUAUAAAAUGUAAAAAUGAAGGACUACUUUUGUAUGUGAUUGCAGUAUUAUAUUUUGUUCGCUAGAGAUUCCUCUGGUCAAAAACAAACAUUUUCUAUGAGAGAUUUUUAAUUUACACUUUUUCCCUUACCCUUUACCCAAAUAGCCACUACCUCUGUAAAAACGAUGACGGUGAUGACAUGGAAACCAGAGAAUCAACAGGAAAAAAAAAGCUAUAAUUCGAGCAAUUUUGAUUUUUUUAUUUUUGUAUGAAUUGUACAGAUGAGCAAUCGAACACUGUUCCAUUUCACCAGUGCCAACUGUUUGUUUUGUGUCAACUUUGAGCGGAAACAGCUCCGUUUUCUAGAAUCGGUACCUAGAGUCCGUCGUCCUGCUUCGUUGCUCGGCGAGACCGUGUAAAACAGAUUUGCGAUUAUUUGUGUAUAGCACUCGUAAAAAAACUAAGAGAAAAUGUCGAUAACCAGACGGCAACUUCAUAAUUUUCCAAAAUUAAGUUCUCAGAGAACAAUGUUGAAAAAAGAUGAUUGUGUUGUCUUCCUUGCACAGAAUCUCACACUUUACAGUAUUAUGUGUACAGUGGGCUUUUUUACCGCUAGAUGUAAAGAAGAUCUGAUUGUUUUUUUUUCCUUAUUUUAAAGCUUGUGUGUAGCUGUUUGAGGACGUGUGUUGAUGUGAUUGUGCAGUGGGAGAAUGGGUUCAACACUCCAUAGAGGAAGACCCACAGCUGGAUGAUGAAGGUGUCACGUCUAAUUGUUACCAAGGUCUUCAUCCAGAAGAAAAUGGCUGUCGUGGUCAGGAUUGAGAUUGUCGCCUUUUUUUUUUUACCGGAUGAAGUCCAUCUGGUUUUGCGAGUUAACAAAUCUCUUUGCCUUUAGAAAAUCAACGUCUGUAUCUUCACCAUCUGUAACGCCUCAGUCUGAAGUGCAUUAUGUUAAAUUUGUCUUUAGCAGUUCUCUUCUGUGCCCUGCUACUGCUAACGCUACCAUUCAGCCUGUCCCCUAAAUGCUGCUUUUGUCAGAAACACACAUUAGCCAUAUCGUACUGCAUGUGUAACACCAGCCUUCAGUGUAACAAGGGUUUAUUUAGCCUUCCUGUCCAGUGUUGGUUUUGUCUUAAAUUAAACAAGUACAAUCAUUUGACCUUUUUUGUUUGCUGAAUCCUCCAUGCAUUUCCAGGAUUUCCUUUCAAUUAGUCAUUUUAUUUUUUUAAAUGAAAAAAAAAAGACAUAGCUUUUCUAGUGCAUAAUGCAUGGAGACUCAGACUUUCUUCUGGAAAGAGAAUAAUGUUUAAUUUUUGCUGGAGUACUUUACAAACACAAUAACUGAUAUUGUCAUAAAUAAAACAUUUUUAAAGUUGUACAGACAA
Molecule: messenger RNA, 15696 nt
Organism: Nothobranchius furzeri (turquoise killifish)
Lineage: Eukaryota; Metazoa; Chordata; Actinopteri; Cyprinodontiformes; Nothobranchiidae
Source: RefSeq, a predicted model, not a curated record